UUGACUUUUUAGUUGAUUGUGUAAUAAAUUUUAAUUGCUACUACGGGUUAUGUUGCACAUAUAUCCAUAUUGAAUUGCAUUCGCUUUAAACUGUAACGCCUCUUGUAUGCAGAUUGAAAUCACAAAAGAGGGACAAAAUAAAUCAUAACUAUUUCCGGACUGAUUAUUUCUGUCAACCUGGCUUUAUUAGGUAGCAAAUUAUAUUCCUUCAUUUUCAUAUGUUUCUGCGGCGGUGUUCGUGUGGGCGGCUCUGAAAUUCUCCUGGGAUCCAAUGUUUUGACAUCCAUUAGUGUGUUGAGAGACGAGUUAUUAGACAUGGACGUUGUUUCAGUGGGUGUUUGGUUUAUUUUCAGUGUUACUUUUGUUCUGGUGUGUUGUGGCUGUCUUGAGAUGAGAUGGCUGAAACGCGUAUGCAGCGUGCGCGUGCUAGUCUUGAUCAUUAUGUUGCUAGCCAUGAGUCUUUUCGCCAUCACUAUGUAUCCCUCCGACUGCGCCUCCCCGACGCUAGAUUCCCUCUCAGGAGGCGGACCCCUACCAAAUGAGAUGCUUCGUCACCGGUUCGGCAUGGGUAAAAUUCUACCGGCGCACACGAAAACGCAGUAUGGAAACAAGACAUUCGACCGAAAUAAUCCGAUUAUCUUUGUCGGCGGGAUGCCGAGGAGUGGAACGACUCUGAUGCGAGUGAUUCUAGACGCCCAUCCUUAUGUGUUGUGUGGGGAAGAGACUAGAGUUGUGCCUCGUAUUCUUCAGAUGCGUCAACAGUGGGCGAAGAGCAAGGUGGAAAAGACGCGGCUAAACGAAGCAGGUCUAACGGACGAUGUUCUGGACAGUGCAACUGCGGCCUUUAUCAUCGAGAUCCUCGCCAAACAUGCUUCAAAGCAUGCCAAGUCAGUCCUCUGCGACAAAGACCCCUUCAACCUCAAACAGAUCCUGUACCUGCGAGACCUAUUUCCCAAAGCAAAGUUCCUCCUCAUGAUCAGGGACGGAAGAGCCACUGCUCAUUCAAUCAUCACCCGAAAAGUCACCAUAUCAGGUUUCGACAUCACGAGCUACAGAGAUGUUCUCUCGAAGUGGAAUCGAGCCAUAGGGGAAAUGUGGAAACAGUGUGAGGAGGUGGGACCACAGUACUGCAUGCCAGUUUGGUGGACACGUUUCGGAUAGAUGCGAACGGUCGUAUUCUGCAGGGCCAGCCAGGUCAGAGCGAGAUGGAUUUGAAAGCUGCCAAGGCCCCUCAUCACAGACAGGUGCUCGGAGGCGAGGGCGAGGGCGAGGGCGAGGGAGGGGAGAAAUCUAGAUAGUGAAAAAAGAAAGAACCUCACGAAAGGAAAUGGGAUUUAAUGUGAUUAAUAUCUCCAAUCUGUCAUCCAAAAAAUUCAGCUCCAAUCCUCUAAUAAUUAUUUUAUUUGAUCUUCUGGGAAAGAUGGAAGAUGCACAUGAAAAAGCACCGAGAGAUGCCAAGUCUCAGCGAAUGUCGAAAUUUUAAAUAGGAUCUGGGAUCAUCCAUCACAUUUUGCUCCAGGAAUGGUCUCUUAAUUCAGCUAGAAUAGAUUAUUUAACUAAUACCACGCUGUGAACAAGAAGCUGCUAUUUAUUUGUACUGGUGUUUUUUUAAUUAUCCAUUCCUCUCCUGAUUUUCAGUCUUUAAAUUACGAUGGAUCGGCUACCAUAGAUAGGUCUGUUUGAAGUUAUUCCAAUUUAUUUGUGGCAAUUAUUUGUUUGAAAGCAGUUCCCACCCCAUUUGUUUCCCAAUCGAGUUUUAAUAAAAUUAAAUUGACAAAAGUUUUAAAAUCA
This is a messenger RNA of Symsagittifera roscoffensis, 1791 nucleotides long. Its product is annotated as protein-tyrosine sulfotransferase 1-like. NCBI's taxonomy places the organism in Eukaryota, Metazoa, Xenacoelomorpha, Acoela, Convolutidae. The record is from RefSeq and is a predicted model, not a curated record. Gene Ontology annotation, cellular component: Golgi apparatus. Gene Ontology annotation, biological process: peptidyl-tyrosine sulfation. Gene Ontology annotation, molecular function: protein-tyrosine sulfotransferase activity.